GUUUGUUGUUGAUGAUGAUGACGUGUACAUACAGUGAGUACAAGACUACAAGUCAAUUAAUUUAUAAAAAUUAUAAAUAAUAUAAGAAAUAAAUAUGCAACGUCCUUCAUUCACACUUAUUCUGUCAGGAAUAUUCAUUGGCUAUGUGAUAUAUGCAAUAUUUGGAAUAACACAAUUAUUUAUGCCACCAAAUUGUGAAUCAAAUGAACCAUGUUUAAAAUCAUUUUUAAAAAAAACAUCAAAACUUCAAGCUCACAUGUUUAUUUCAUCAAAUACUAAAUCUGGUGAAGUACAUAAUUUACAUACAACAAAUUUUGACUAUAAAAAUCCAUUGUCAAUACCAGUUCAAUUGGAGUUACCAAAUAAAACACGACAAAAUGGAACACUUUUUCUUCAUAUAAUUAUUGUACCAGAGUCAAAGAAAAAUAAUGGUCAAACAUUUAAUCAACUUCAACAGAACCCUCAUAUGGUUUAUACAAGAAUUAAGCUAACACAAUUUGCUAUACCACAAGCAGAAACAUUUAAUUUAUUAGGUGAAAAUAAUGAAAAUCCAUCAAUUAAAAAAAAUAGAGGUAAAACAAUAUCUCAUUUACGAAGUAAAGUUACAUUUAUUAUUGUAACUGAUAUUAAUGAGCUUCCAAGUAAUAAAGUGCCUUAUGAAAUAAGAAACAGUAUAAGUAUAACAGAUGAUGGUAAAUUUUUGCCAAUUGUUGAGUAUGAUUUUCUUCAAACUCGUUUGAAAGAUUUGGUACAAAUUAAACCAGAUGAUAGAGUUAUGAAUUUGACAAUAAAUUAUGCUCCAAUAUCAAUUGGACACUUGAGAUUGAUUCAACAUUUACGUGGUACUUUGGAAGCUUUUAAAAAACUUGGAUUUUCUGAUAAAGAUGUUGAUGAUAUCAAGGGAAUUUAUGCUGAUACUAAUUUUUAUUUACUGACUGUUACAAUAUUUAUUGCAUCAAUUCAUUUUCUAUUUGACUUUUUGUCUUUCAAAAAUGACGUUAAUUUUUGGAGAACAAGAUCAAGUUUUGAGGGUCUCAGUGUAUCAUCAAUUAUCUGGAGAGGAUUCAGUCAAUCUGUUAUAUUUCUUUAUCUUCUGGAUGAACGUUCAUCAAUGCUAAUUUUAAUACCAGCUGGAAUUGGAACACUCAUUGAGAUGUGGAAAAUAAAAAAAGUAUUGAGAAUUAAAAUAUCAAGAGGUGAUGGAUUAAUUCCAUCAAUAAAAUAUGAAAAUAAAAAACAAAAUGAUGAAACACAAACGAGAAAAUUUGAUGCUGAAUUUAUGCAAUAUUUAUCAUAUUUACUUUAUCCACUUGUUAUUGGUGGUGCUGUUUAUUCAUUAAUUUAUCAACCACACAAAAGUUGGUAUUCUUGGACAAUAAAUUCAAUGGUUAAUGGAGUUUAUGCAUUUGGAUUUUUAUUCAUGUUACCACAAUUAUUUGUUAAUUAUAAAUUAAAAUCAGUUGCACAUUUACCAUGGCGUUCAUUUAUGUACAAAGCAUUUAAUACAUUUAUCGAUGAUAUUUUUGCAUUUAUUAUAACAAUGCCAACUGCUCAUAGAGUUGCUUGCUUCAGAGAUGACAUUGUUUUCCUUGGCUAUUUAUAUCAAAGAUGGCUUUAUCCAGUUGAUAAAUCUCGUAUUGAUACUGAAACAAUUGUUGAAGAACCAACAACAGGAACAAUCAUCAGUAAAAAAAUAUCUGAUAAAAAAAUUAAUUAAAACAAAUAGCAAAUUUUUAUUUGUUUUUAAUUUAUAAAUAUUUUAAAAAUCAAUUAAAUCGAGUCUUUCAAUUUUUAAAUUAUUUACAUCAAUGAAAAAUUUAUUUAAUAUUUUUUUUCAUUUACAAUGUUGUUAUUUUUUAUUUUUCAAAUAUUAUUUAACAUGAAAAAUUAAAUAAAACAAAUUUUACUUAA
Molecule: messenger RNA, 1911 nt
Organism: Aphidius gifuensis
Lineage: Eukaryota; Metazoa; Arthropoda; Insecta; Hymenoptera; Braconidae
Product: cleft lip and palate transmembrane protein 1-like protein
Exons: 9
Coding region: 95-1717 (540 amino acids)
Cellular component (GO): membrane; endomembrane system
Source: RefSeq, a predicted model, not a curated record